Messenger RNA from Fonsecaea nubica, 945 nucleotides. RefSeq lists its product as hypothetical. Bases 1 to 945 code for a protein of 314 amino acids. The record is from RefSeq and is a predicted model, not a curated record. The transcript is spliced from 3 exons. Lineage: Eukaryota; Fungi; Ascomycota; Eurotiomycetes; Chaetothyriales; Herpotrichiellaceae.
AUGGCGCAACAAACGUCAACACCAACGACACAGUCCCCAACCAGCUCGUUCGACUUCUACUCCGAAGCCCUGGCUCGUCGAGCCUUGCCCUCGGACCCGGCCGUGCGCGCCGACAUCGAGCAUGUCCUCGAGCACGGCUACGUGGUCAUUCCCAACUGCUUCAGCGCAGACGAGGCCCGCGAGGCCCGCGACGAAAUCACGCGUCUUCUCCACAAGGACUCGACCGGCCAGCGGCCGCUGACCGGCCGCAACAGCUUCGAGGGCCUCAACACAAACCGCAUCUACUCGCUGCUCAACAAGACGAGGGUGUUUGACAAGUUUGUCAUCCUUCCUCGCGUGUUGGCGCUGAACGACUUCUUCCUCGAUCCGGGGUAUUUGCUAUCGGCAUAUCACACCAUCUCGAUCAACCCUGGUGAGAAGGCCCAGGCGUUGCAUCACGAUGACUAUUACAUCAAGUCUCCCCGCCCAAGGUUGCCGUUUGGAACGGCGAUAAUGGUCGCUUUGAAUGAAUACACGGCUGAGAACGGUGCCACACGAGUCAUCCCCGGUUCCCACAAAUGGGACAGCUCACGACGAGGCACGCCCGAAGAGACCAUCCCGGCGCUCUGUCCCGAAGGCGGCGUCAUCUACUUCGUCGGAACUUUAUGGCACGGCGGCGGACCCAAUUUCUCGGACAAGCCUCGCCAGAGCGCCACGGUGCAGUACUGCCAGCCUUUCGUCCGGCCGAUCGAGAAUCAAAUCCUGGCGGUCGAUCCGAGGAAGCUGGACAGCAUCCACCCACGCAUCGUCGACUUGAUGGGAUACACACACAUGGAGCCCUUCAUGGGAUAUGCCGACGGCAUGGGCCCUCGCAGGGCGGCGAGACGUAUGAUCAAGUGGCUCCAGGAGGAGGUCGACAACGAUCCCCCAACAUUUGCGCACGGGUUCAAAACCUCCAAGCUCUAG